This is a messenger RNA of Closterium sp. NIES-67, 1734 nucleotides long. The record is from the annotation of a GenBank genome assembly. NCBI's taxonomy places the organism in Eukaryota, Viridiplantae, Streptophyta, Zygnematophyceae, Desmidiales, Closteriaceae.
UUUUCCUAAACUAUCUGACUCAGCUCUGGUUCUAUUUAGUUCUCCUGAGUUACCUUUGCAUUGUCAUUCUCGUGAUCGGUCGUUUAUUGUCGCGCAAUAAAUCCUCGCAAUCCCACGUACAUCGCAAAUGUGUCGUCCGCCGGAAUCCGGAGUUCCUGCGGGAGCUGCAUCUUCAGGAGCUAACUUCGUAUCUGAAUUACCCGCACACGCGCUUAAGGCUGCGGAAGCAGUCAAUAAUUCAAACGCUCAACAGGCCUGGGCGUGGAACGGCAUGGUUGGAGCAGGGCUUCCGAAUGGACGCUUUCAGGCGGUGCACGAUGAGCCGAAGGCCACUUUUACUGCUGCGCAGCUUCAGCCGCACGGCCAUUUUUUCCCCACCAUGGCGAACUCGCAGCUCCACCAAGCAGCAUCGCAGCAGCAGCAUUUUCAACAGCAGCUGCAGAUGCUUCAGCAGAAACAGCAGCUGCAGCUCCUGCAGCAACAGCAGCAGCAGCAACAGCAGCUGCGACUGCAGCAACAACUGGCCCAGGCGCAGCCGACGGCUUGGAAUCCGAUGAAGGGACUCAUUCAGGCGGGGUCUCAGGAAGAGCUGCAAAAGCAGUUCCACGGCUCGUUGGUCCCGUCUUGGCCGCAGCAGGUAGUUCCUGGAGGGAGCCUCGAAGCCUGGGCGAAGUCGUCAGGAGCAGCUAACAUCGCUCCGCGACCCGUUCAGAGUGCAUCAGGUCCGGGAUUCGGGUUCAGCUCCUAUCCUGAAACGGAUCCUCAUAACGCGGAGGAGGAUGACGAGGAAUUGGAUGAGAAGAAGUACAAGCGAAUGAUGUCUAACCGCGCAUCCGCGAAGAGAUCGCGGCAGCGCCGUCAGGUGCGGCUGGAGGAGCUCGAGAUUCAGUCCGCGAAGCUCAAGAUGGAGAACGCCGCCGUGCAGCGCCGGCUGACCGAGGCGACCGACAAGAUCCGCCGCUUCCAGGACCAGAACGCGAGCCUGGAGCGCGAGCUGAAGCGGCUCCGGAGAGAGCUGGACGAUUGCACCGGCGGCGGAAGCCACGCCGGAGCGGCGGGGUCGACUCUAUCGCAAGACAGCAAGCCAUCGUCGCCGGGGAAAGAGUCUGGUCUUUCGUCCCCGCGCACUGCUGUCACAGAUGUGCAGGCUGGGGAGGAGACGAAUGGAUCGGGUAAGCGAAGGAGGCCGGAGGACGACGCCGCAGGUGGUGAGGAUUCGCCAGAUGCCGUGCUGCUUCCGACCGCUGGCGGUGUUGUGAAGGCUGAAGCGCUCUUUUUGGGCGAGCAGAAUGACUAUGAGACGACGGAUGAGGAUGAGUCCGAUUGCCAGCUCUCCGACUCUACUGCUGCCAUCCCACCUGCCGCUGACGCUCCAGCUGCUUUGCCUGAUGGCAAGGGGAAUGCUCUUGCUGCUGCCGGCGGGUAUCAGAUGAUGGGUCGGGACAUGGACGUGGCGGAUGGAGAGUUCUUUGCCACUCUGAUUGAUUGCUUCGAUGGGAAGCCCAUGGAUGCCUUCCUUGUGUGAAGGAAGAACUGUGCGGAGGUGCAAAUGGCACUUGCAUGUACAUGAUUCCCAAGGCCCACUAAUAAGAGGACAAUCUGGCAGGGCAAAAACUAUAGGAGUAGGCAUGAGUCGUGGAGGCUAUUGCCUAUGUACCACAUUUUUUUACUUGAUGGGCAAAAACUAAUAUGUUUCAGAUCAUUUUUAAAAUGCCUUAAAAAUUUUAAGCUAGU